Molecule: messenger RNA, 1434 nt
Organism: Pisolithus orientalis
Lineage: Eukaryota; Fungi; Basidiomycota; Agaricomycetes; Boletales; Pisolithaceae
Product: major facilitator superfamily domain-containing protein
Exons: 7
Coding region: 1-1434 (477 amino acids)
Biological process (GO): transmembrane transport
Molecular function (GO): transmembrane transporter activity
Source: RefSeq, a predicted model, not a curated record
AUGGCUACCAAUGAAAAUACCCCCCUACUAGAAAACGUGCCAACGAAGGCAAAGACACCUCUGCCCAAAACACAGCUGGGCCUUGUCUUGUUCGUCCUUUUCACUGAGCCCAUGUCAGCGCAAUUCAUUUUCCCAUUCAUAAAUCAGCUAAUAAGGGAACUAGGUAUCACGGGCGGAGACGAUCGCAAGAUAGGAUACUAUGCUGGUAUCAUUGAAUCCCUGUUUUUUGUCACCCAAGCACUGACGGUCUUGGGUUGGAGUCGCUUAUCUGACUACGUCGGCCGCAAGCCUGUAUUACUUGUUGGUCUCAUGGGUCUGAGCAUAUCCAAUUUGUGUUUUGGGUUAUCUAGAACGUUCUGGGCGCUCGUCGCAAGUCGAUGUAUUGCCGGGGCCUUAAACGGUAAUAUCGGGGUGAUGAAAAGUAUCAUAGGGGAAAUAACAGACAACACCAAUAUGGCCCAGGCGUUUGCACUUAUCCCUAUUAUUUUCUCUGUUGGUGCUUCAAUCGCUCCCCUUUUUGGUGGCGGCUUGGCAAAGCCCCAUGACUAUUGGCCCGAGCUCUUCUCAGGGCCGUUCUGGAUGCAAUACCCGUACUCCCUUCCUUGUAUCGUAUCCGCGUCGUUCGCUGGGUUGUCAUUCUUCAUAACUGCGCUGUUUUUAAGGGAGGUGAGCCAGCGACGCAUACCCAUAAUGCAGUCACUGCCCUCGAAGCGACAUGGGAAAGAACCACAGCCAGAGAUUGCUCAGGUGGGCACCCCGGGUGACAAAGAAGCUUCCCCAGUACCGAUCCGUACCUUGCUCAAAACUUAUUCGGUGAUGAUACCUAUCGCAAAUUAUAGUAUACUGGCGCUCGUCGACAUUGGUUUUUUCGCUCUUGUACCCUUGUUUUAUGCAACCCCUGUCGAAAUUGGGGGAUUGGGACUCUCACCAUUCGCCAUUGGCAUGUGCAUGACGGCAUUUGGUAUUGGCAAUGGCCUAUUUCAAAUGCUGAUCACGGCUCGGGCAAUAGAUCGGUUUGGUGAAAGGAGGGUGUUUUGUUCUGCCGUGCUGGUAUUUUUCCCUCUCAUCGCUAUGUUCCCGAUUAUGAACUGGGUUAUCCAAGUUCAAAAGAAAGUUGGUCCAGCCAUCUGGGUACUCAUCUUUGCUCAGCUGUUCUUGUGGGCAGUGGUUGAUAUGUCCUUUGCUGUUAUCUUCGUGUUUGUCACGAGGGCUUCACCGAACAAGAACUCGCUCGGUACAAUGAAUGGUCUCAGCCAAACUACGACAUCGAUUGCAAGGGCAAUGGGGCCAGCAACGUUCACAUCACUGUUUGCGUUCUCAAAAGAAUACAACUUACUCGGAGGAAAUCUGGUAUAUGUUGUGCUCCUGAUCGUUUUAUGUUUGUUAGUCUUCUUGUCGAGGCGUCUUCCGGAGUUGGAGAAAGACGAACAGUAA